AUGGGGUUGCACGCCAUCAUUUUACUCUGUGCUGUUGUGGCAGGAGCUUCAGGGAAAUCCUCAGAGAGUUUAAGUUAUGGAGCAUCUUGCUUUGCAGAGUGUGUAGGACACAGUGCAUGGUACUUCCCCAAAAGAGCUAGAUACAGCUACAGGUAUUCAGCAGUCACCAGCACAUUCCUGCAGGGAAGUAUUCACAAAAGAAGUGGCAUCUCUCUGGAGAGCACAGUGAUCAUCGAGGUAUUGGGGAAUUGCCAGAUGGUUUUGAAAGUGCAAGAUGUGCAGAUUAAGAAAAGUUUUGCAUCCAGAGAGGAGCCUCUGAAGGAAAUGGACAGUCUAAGGGGAAUACUAGAACAGCAUCCUCUUCAUUUUUCUUUCCAUGAUGGGAAAGUUCUGAAGCUCUGCCCUGUGAGGAGUGAGCAGCCCUGGGCACUGAACAUAAAACGAGGCAUUCUCAGUGUCCUGCAGACAGCGCAAGCACCCGCUGCCGGUGCCGUUGUUGAGGAGGUGGACGUUCUGGGAAUAUGCCCAACCAAGUACCAGCGAAAGGGUCCUGUUCUUGUAAAGACAAGGGACUUAAACCUCUGCUCCCAUCGAUAUUCUGGUUUUACUUCUGUGCAGUCUGUUGUUCUUCCUCAUGUGUCGUCUGAGCAACAGGUCCUGUCUUCCAAACUGGAAUGUGUUCAGAGCAUUAAGGAUGGAGUCCUGGCAGAGGCCAGAUGCACCGAGUCCGACCGUGUGACGCUGUUCCCUCAGAAGGGUGUGGACUAUGAGGAUCUGUACGUGACCAGCAUUCUCUAUGAAAGGGAAGAAAUGGAGAGGCAGGUCAAAGGAAGGGAAGUGACUGAACUGGUGUGGAAACUUUGCUUAGCACACAGUGCGAGUUAUGAGACUGCAGGCCUUUUCAUGACCCUCGUGUUUGAGCUCCGACAUCUCUCUCUUGAGGCCUUAAGAGCACUAUGGCAAAGAUCUUCAUUUAAGUGCAGAGACAACUGGCAACCAUUAAUAGAUGCUCUCCCAUCUUGUGCUACAGAGGCAUGUGUUGUCCUAAUGAAAGAACUUGUGGCUUCUGGAGAAGUCGAGGAAGACAAAGUAGAACAUUUCUUCUGGUCAUUUGCAUUCAUUCCUAAGCCCACCUCGGGCAUGAUUGAAUCUCUCGCUCCUUUGCUGGAGUCACCCAGAGCAAGCCAGAGCUGCUUCUUGGGAGUAACUGCUCUCCUACACAGGUUUUGCUCAGCUCACAGCUCCUGUGAUGAUGUACCUGCUGUGCAGGGUGUGCUGAGGAUUCUUGGGAAAUUUUUGGGAGGAAACUGCACUGUGCAAGAUUCAGAACAUCUCAGUGAGAUGCAGCUGGUGUUAAAAGCCGUCGGAAACGCGGGACUGGCAGCGGCUUCGCUGGCUCCUGUUCUGAGCUCCUGUGCUUCCCUGAGCAGUAAUCCCGUGGAAAUCCGCCUAGCUGCUAUCCAGGCCUUCAGGCGCAUUCCCUGCUCUGUCAGGAAUGAUAUUUUAGUUCAGUUGUAUCAAGCAACCAGCGAAGAUGUGGAAAUAAGAAUUGCUGCUUAUUAUAUGGCAAUGAAAUGUCCACAUGAAGAGUUAUUUAAACAAGUACAAAAGACUUUGCUGAAAGAAACAUCCAGCCAAGUGGGCUCCUUUGUUUGGAGUCACCUCUCUCAGAUCCUGGAGACAGAUGAUCCACUGAAGGAGCACCUUCGAGAUUCUAUUCCUGAUGAAAUCCUUAGCAGAGAUUUUGAAAGGGAGACAUGGAAAUACUCCUCAUAUUCUGAUGUCACGUUUCACUCAGCUGGUGCAGGUGCAAAUGUGGAAGCAUCAGUGGUGUUUUCUCCUGCAUCUUUUCUACCACGCUCAGUCAUGACAAAUCUGACCGUUCACCUCAUGGGACAGGCUGUAAAUCUACUGGAGGUUGGUGUACGAUUGGAGAAUGCUGAAAGUCUGGUACAGAAGGUUUGGGGGCAGAAAUCUGCUUCUUUCAGUGACUAUUUUUUUGGAACCACUAAUGAAAGAAACCACAAAUCAGAAAACCCAGUGGAAACAGCAGAGAAAGUCAAGCAGAGGAAGCUGAAUUUGAAGCGAUACAGCCCUGCUGAUCACCUCGUGACCAAGAGUGGGAGGCCAAAGCUGAGAAAAACAAACCAGAAUUGUCUUGGUAGAAAGUACAGUAAAAUGAGUGAGUUAGUCAAAAAGUUCACUGAGAGAACGGUGAGAAAGGAGACACUGAAAUGUGAGCUAAGCAUGAAGAUCUUUGGAAAUGAACUUACCUUCUUAGAUUGUGAAGAUUUAAGAAAACAAAUGAAACAUUAUUCCUUAAAUCUGGCUGAGCUGGCUGUCAAACUUCUGAAGGGUCAGGAGGUCCAGUUUAAUAAAAGGAUGAGUUUGGCCACUGAAGAAUUGCAGUUUCCAGCAAUUUCAGGCUUUCCUGUUCAGCUGGCAGUCAAUGCCUCGGCAGCAAUCAACAUAAAAAUCAAAGGGAAUGCGGAUUUCAAACAACACUCAAACUUCUUUCUGAAUGGGUAUAUCAAACCAAGUGCAUUUGUUCAGCUUUCUGUGCACAUGGGAACUGUGGGGACUGUGGGACAAGCUGGCCUAGGCUGGUUAACAGGAAUGAGGACAUCUACUAGUCUUGAUGGGGGAAUCCAGGUGAAAAAAGGGCAAGAGCUCAAAGUUUUCUUGAACACUCCAGAAGAAUCUAUGGAGAUAAUUAAUUUCAGCUCUAAACUCUACUUCAGAGGGGUGGAUGAGACAGAAGAAAGAGAUGUUUUCCAAGACCACACAGACACCCGAUCCUGCACCAGGGAGGAAGUGUCAGAGAUUCUUGGCUGGCAGCUCUGUUCUGAAAUGUCAUACCCUGCCCUAGCCAGUGGUUUGGUUUUCCCCCUCGCUGGACCUUCCAGAGUGGCUGUCAUAUUAACAAAGAAAGACAGAGGCCUGCAGCAGUAUGUUGUGGAAGCUGCAUAUAACUAUAUCCCUCAGGAGAAUUCAUGGAUCCCAAAUGAAGCUGUCUUUCGCUUCUUCAUUGGGACUCCAAAGUCAGACUUGAAAAGGGAUGUUGGUGUUGAUCUCAGUUUUAGUGUCCCACAGAAGAAACUCAGAAUCCAGUUUAUACAACCAAAGAGAAAAAUCGAGAUUGACGGUAAGAUUGAGUUUUCUAAAAAUUCACAAAUUGGACACCUGGAGCUGAUAGUGGAUGACCGAGAUGUGUAUUACAUUAAGGGAAUGACAGAUUUGCAGGUGCUGAGUGGAGAGCAGAGAUACAUGACCCAGCUGGAGGUAAAGCUGAUAAAGCAAAGCAGUCCUGUCAUUCUGUCAGGAAACAUCACUAAACAGCUUGGCAAGAAGAUAGCUUUCUCAGUAUCCCUGAAUAAUUUAUUGAAGGAUGCUGCAUUUCUUUCAGCACUUCUGGAGAAAAAGGUGGAUGAUAAGCUGAGACAAUACUCUUUGGAAGGGGAGACCUGCCUUCCAGGCGUUCUUGGAGCUCACGUCAUUGCUCUUCUCCAGCAACAUGAGGGCCUGUGGUCUCACAGUUUGAGGAUUAAGUAUGGGAUCCUAGGAGAGGCAAAAAAUCCUCGUCAUGAAUGCAGUAUGAGGCAAAAUAUUAAAGUGGAGACAGGUCCACAUGGAGUGUACAAAGUGGAUAUUGGGCACGAAUUUCACUGUGUGCAGACUCCAACCUACAAUCACAAGGUUCACCUGAAGCAUGAAGCGAGUGCAUCUUGGCUUUCCUCCCAAAUGGAAGUGAAUUAUGGGAAACACUGGGAUGAAAAAAACAACAAGAAGAAACUGCUGAUCAGCCAAGCAUUUAAGAACAGUUCCAGUCCAUCUGUAGUCAGCUAUUUCAUGGAGUUUGCCCUGCAAGUCCUGGAAAAGCAGGUGAAUUACAGAACCCAGCUGCAGCACUUGCACACCUCUAAGGUGUAUUUGCAGAGCAGCACCAACUUUGAGGUGCAGUACAAUGACCACAUGCCAUUUGUGGCUGGGCUGCAGUGGAAGGACGCAUCCAGAAAUGGCCUGAAGAAGUGGGAAGGUGGGUUAAAUCUAGACACCCCAUGGCUGUAUCUGUAUGCAGCUCACAAACUACAUCAGCCUCAGAGUUCUGCUUAUUUACUGACCACCGAGCUGACAACUGGAAAAGCUCUCUCCAUUAAGAAUCUCGUAGUGGAACUGUUCUAUAAAGAUCAAGGCAAUGAAAAGGAAGGCAAAGUUCACAUUUACACACCAGCUACCACAUACCUGCAGGCAUCCACAUUUAAUCGUCUCGGGAGGAAUGUUCUGCAUAGCUAUGGUGAAAUGAUCUCUCUGUGGAAUCAGCUUGUGAAGAAUGAGAUUCAUUUGGAGAAUAAUGAACGAGCCAAACUUCUCUGCUUUAAGAUAACAAGUACAAAACAGGAAUUUAACUUCACAGCCAGCUAUCAGAAUCUGCCAACGUUGGAAGGUCAGAUAGAGGAGCUGAAGAAGGAGAAGAUGCUCUAUCAGAAACGUGGAAUCCUCCAUUUCAGGCAUCCUUUUAAAGUGCCCUUUCUGCAGAGCUUCCUUCUGCAGGAGACUUUUACUGUUGACAAAAAGCAAAAGCACUAUUUCAUGGAGACAAAGGUUUUGAUAAAUGGGGUUGAGGAAACAGUUCAAACUCUUAUACUUGGUUACCAACCUGAAAAUCCCUAUAUUUGUGCUGGCCUAACUCAUCCUUAUAACCACAAGUUGUUCCCCAAAGAUGUUGAAAUAUGCAUUUUAACUCUAAGUCAUCAAAAUGUGAAGAAUGAAUUUGAGACUAUCUUGAAGGUGAAUAAAGAAGAUGUCCUCAGCUUCCUAGGGAGGUAUCAGAACAAAUCCAGUGAGGCUGAUUUUAGACAUCUUUUGCACAUGGAUAUGACACAGUCAUUCCAGCUUGAGUUUCCACAGGCAGUGGGCCUCAGUGGGGAGCUGUUUUCCAGGCAGAGCAAACUGGAACACUUUGACUGUGGUGUGAGUGUAAAAGCCAUCAUCAACAAGAACGUGUCUUCACAGGCCCAGGCAGCCCUGAGGAGUUAUGGUGAGAGCAACUUCAAUGGCUCUCUUCACCUUCACUCCAGUGGAAGGGACAUGCUGAUGCUGGAGCUCGAUGUGAACAAUGAAAACAGGAAGAAUGGCAGAGCUGUUGCACUGAGGGCUUUUCUCCAUCAGACAAUCCUGACAAACCCAGAAUCGAUUCAGCUGCAGCUCAUUGGCAAAAUGUUUCCAUCAAGACUUCUGUUAUCUUCUGAGUUGAAGCUUAAUGAAAAUAGGCUUCACGUGGAUUUCAUGGGAGCCAGGGAACAAAAAGCUGGUUUGGUUUUGUCCCUAAAUGGAAGAGUCCAACAUACAUUUGCUGGAUUAAAGGCCAUACCUCACCUUCUUUCUCUGAAUGGAUUACUGAAGUGCAAAAACAACAUUCAUGAUGGUAAUAUCAAUGUGAUGGUCAACAAAACGCUGUAUGGACUCCAUCUCAGGAACAGGAAUGUGUUUGGGAAUGUCACUGUACACAACAUCACUGUUGCCAUGUUUCAGAAUGGCAGUCUGGCAAUCCCAGUGGAGGCAAGACUGAAAGGGCACCUGGAGCUGAGUAAAGAGAUGAAGAGGGGGCUAGCCAGCUUCCAGGUGGAUGAGAAGGCUCUUUCUGUGGAUUUUUUCAAUAUCAUGAGUCAUGGGCACAGCAGAGUCAGUGGGACUUUCACACAUAACAUCGACUUCUUAAAAAAUGCAGGAUUGCCAUGGGAUGGCAUUCUUACUGCCAGGUGUGAGCGUGGCACAGGAAAUCACACUGUUGCUGUAGCCCUGCAGAGUGGCAGGGAAGGGAUUACUGUUGAGUUUGGAGGGCACAGACUGGCCACAGAACCUCCUAAAUCCCAGCUCUCUGUGAGCUUAAAGCACAACAUCUCAAAGAUAAAGGAACAAGGGAUCCCUUUUAUUGUAGAGGCUGCUGGCUAUUAUGAGAAUUUCACCACAAAGAUUGCUGCAGGGAUAACAACCACAGUGGAGAAGGAACAGCUCAAAAUUGAAAUAGAGAAGGAAAUCACUGGCAGUGCUGUGGAAAUUUCUCUCUCGCUUCACCAUGAUGUGGGAGCACUGAUGGACAUUGUUCCACGUGUACUAGAGACUCCAGCAAGAGUUUCACUGAAUGGGUCAAUGUUUACCAGCAACUUUACUGUCAUCUUCUUUGGACAUGUUUCCUUUCAUGACACAUUUGCCUGCCUGCAGCUCCAGGGCACUGCCAACAUCCAGCCUCAUCUGGAAAUCCAUUUCCAGCAUUCUUUGCCUUCACUUCAUUCUCUGGGGAUUGCCAGAGAGAACCAAGUGAAGGUGUCAGCCCUGAGAAGUGACAAGUAUAAGGGCAUCCUUGGUGUUGUCCUUGGGCCUUGCAGUCUGAAAGCUGAUGGAGAAGUGACCCUGGCAAGCAAUGAAACCCAGUGGGUACUUACUGUCAGGAACAAGUGUGUCAGUCUGGAGGAGGUGGGAUUGCCUCGUGCAGUGGUCUUUGGGGGCUCAUUUCAACAGAACAUCUGCAACGUGGGCUUGUUAAUGAACCUCCAGUGUGAUGGCAGAACAGUUGAUGUGCAGAUAGACACUUCCUGCCAACACGAAUACACACUCCAAGGGAUGCUCAGGCACUCACUUCCCUGGCUCAGUCAGCUUGGGCUCCCUUUGGAAAACUCUGUCUUGUUCUCUGCAGCCACAGACUCCGCCACAGAGGGCAUUUUGUUGCUGCAGGCUGGCAGAUGCAGACUCAAGGCUAGAGGAGAUCUCUGUAUUCAGGAUAAAGCUGAAUGGACACUGGAAACAGAAUCAGAAUGUCAACUUCUGCAGGAUCUCAGUUUCCCAACUCAGUCACGGCUCACAGGAUCCAUUCAGAAAGACAAGUGCCAAGCAGAGCUUCUCUCAGUCCUGGAAACAGGAGGCAAAACUGCCCGUCUUGAAGUGAGAGCAGAGUGCAAGCCAAAGAUUACUCUGGAAAUUCAGUUCAGGCAUGACCUCCCCCAGCUGAAGGAAAUCCCAAGGGAAAAUGAGCUGUCCAUCACUGCACGGAAACAGCUGAAAUAUUUUCUUGGAAUAGGAAUGAAAGUGGGUGCUUGUGAGCUUCAAAUGAAUGGGGACUUUGACCCUGAAAAGAAGCUUCAGUGGAAAAUGCUUAUAGAGAAUAAAUGCCAAACAAUUCAGGAUCUUGGAGCACCAGUGAAAAUUGAUGGGUCAGGCUACAUUUUGACGGAUAAAAUGAACCUGGAUUCACAAACAUUGAUCACUGUUGAUGAAAGUAAAUUCCAAGGACUCCUGAUACUCAAAGUCACUGAUGAAAGGCAAGAGCUGGAUGCAGUGCUAACCCACAACAUUCCAGGAGCUGCUGACAUUGGCAUUCCUAUGAAGAUGUUAAUUGAUGUGAUAUCAGAAAAAACCAGUGACUUCUAUAAAAGAUUUAUUCAUUUCUGUGUGAACAGCAAGCAAAUUACAGAAGAACUGAACUUUGUCCAGAAGUUGGAUGUUGUGUCUCUUAACUACAAACUCACUCAUAACUUAGAGGUGCUGAAGACUUUGCAAAUAAAAGACAGGAUUGAGCUGCAGGCUGUCUUGAACCUGGAAGUCACCAAGAGCUUUAGUAUGAAAGUGCUUUAUGGUACUCACCUAACAGUGCUUGAAGGACAAAUCCAGGAGUUUGAAACAAGUACCAACAUAACAGGGAAUUUCCAUCACACUUUGCCAUGGCUGCUGCAAGCCAGAGUCCCACCAUCUUUACAGGUAGAUGUGGUUUUUCAAGGGAGAAACACUACUCAAGAAAGAUAUGUACACAUUGCAGCUGGAGAAACAUCAAUCACAUACAUAAUAAACUCCUAUUAUGUUGGUCACCAAGUGGAUAUCUUCUGCCAAAGUGUACACAGCAGUGAGGUACUUCAGGCAGCUGGUUAUCCUAAGGCAAUCAACUUGAUUCUCAGCUUACAGGAAUCAGAAAACAAAGCCAAGACUGUCUGUGAAAUCCAAUAUGAUGAGAAAGAUAUAACUGUGACUGUGGAUGUUGGCACAGACUUUCAACUCUUCGGUGUAUUUGUGUUCAUGGCAGAGGUGAAGCAUUCCAUAUCACUUCUCCAUCAUCUGGGGCUUCCCUUCUUUCUUAAGGUGACAAUUCAGGAAGUCCUGACUGAAAAUGAAACUGCAGGAGCUCUGAGGCUGACCUAUGAACAAAACACAAACUUCUCCUUUGCCAUCAGUAGGAAAAAAGACCAGCAGGGUGAAGAGUUGAAUAUAAAAGCACUCCAGACUCAUCCCUUCUUUCUACAGUACUUCCCCAGUGCAGCAGAAGUGUCUUCUAAGUUAAAAAUGGUUCCAAGGCAGCUUGUGUUUAUGACUGUUUACCAAAAGGGCAACAGGACACGUAUGCUGAGGCACAUUGCUCUGUGGGAUGGCAAAGAGACAAAGGUAACAGGCACUUACACUGGACUCUUCCCAAAGUUGCCUGGAGGUCAUGACAUUCAGGGUACAGGGAAAUCUUACUUGGGUGUGUGUUUGAGGUCAGUAUGUGAGAGCUGUUUUAUUUCACAAGUUCCUUUUACAUCUGUUGCUAUGGAUCAGAUAUCAGUGUCAUCUUCUCUCAAGUUUGGAAGACACCGGACAAACUACAGAGCCACUGUUGCCCACCCAUUUAAUUACACCCUGAAGCAACUGGAGAUCCAUUCCCUGUCAGAAAGAAGGGGCAGAAAGUACAACCAGCAGCUGCAGCUGGCAGGGAAUGCUGGGCAGCCUGCUGACAUCCGACUGUCCCUGGAGGAUAAAUCCAAGGUGGACAUCACUGCCUGGGUGGGCUGUGUGACACUCUCUGCAGGCCAGCUUCAGAGAAUAUUAAGUAUGGAACACCUGCAUGCAUGUGGGUCUCUAGAGCAAAAAUCAACACUGUUUAAUGAAUAUCUAGAUCUGAACUGGGAUGACAAAAAAAUCAAACACAAUUUAACAUAUGAGAGAAAUCAAUUCUUGUAUCCUGAUAAAUUCCAGUUAGAAGCUGUCCUAGAAAAUAUUUUCCUGACCCCAUGCACCAAACAGAAGAUUCUGGGUAAAAUAGAAACAAACUACUGCUCUUCCCUGGAUCAUUAUACAAGCUUUGAGCUCUGUGACCUUCAAAAUGUAAUUGUUUUAUCUGGAAAACACCAGCUCAACAAAGAUAACAUCAUUUUGCAGUCAGAGGGCAGAUUCCACCUUGGUGAUCACAGGACAGAUGGGGGGUUGAUUGGAGUAUCCAUAAAGAAUCAGAGCACUGCUGAUGUGAAGAACUAUUCUAUGGAAAUUGAUUUAAGAGCCUUUGAAGAUAUUUGGCUAGGCCUGGCAGGAACUGCUACUUCCUCAUCUCUCCAGAGCCAAAUCCUGGUGGAGGGGAAUAUUGAUCAGAAAGAGAAAGUAAAAGUGGCAGCUUCAAAAGGAAAGGAGUGCAUUCAGUACUACCUGGGGUAUCUGAAAGGGGAUUUGGAAGAAGGAAUGGAAGUCAGUGCUUGUUCUGAUGGGCAGGAGAUGGCUGCCAUUAACACCUAUCUCAGCAUCAAUGGAGAAAGGCAGGAAAACACGGGACAAGUGACUCUAGCAGCUGCUAAUGGAAGCUUGAGUUUUCUGGCUCAUGGAUGCGGGGAUCCAGUUCUUAAGGCUGAGUACAAGCUUAAUGAAAUUGGGAGUCUUUUGAAAACCAAACUGAUGGAAAAGAUAAAGAAGUUUGAUGGAUACAUGUGGAGAUUCAGGAGAUCAGUGCAGCAAGUUGGUUUCCUGUCUGAAGCAGCUGGCUGGCCUUCCACAGCCUUGCAGAAGGCAGCAGGAUUCCUGCUCAGCGGGGGCAGAGCUGUCGCCCAGGCGUGGAAGCAAAGUGGAAUCGGGCAGAUCCUGAGGAGCAAGGUCCCGCUUUACCUGGAUAAAGUUCAAGGCAUUGUCCAGCAAAUGCAGAACGAAUUACAAAAGCCACUAGCAACUUUGAAGGAUGCCUACUAUGACGUAACCUUGAAGCCACUGGAUGAGGUCUGGAAAGAGAAGACAGAAGAGUACAUGAAGAAAAUCCAGGCUUUUUUACCCAAUAUUGUAAAGGAUGCAUGGCUCAUGGAACCAAUCCAGCUGGCAUUAAAGGUUGUGAAAGCAGCCUUGGAUACGACCACACAGCAGAUGUUCAGGUGGGCAGAGGCCACAUUUUCCAGAGCUGUGAGGAAGAUCCGGAAGCCCUUGCUCAACCUGUACAGUUUUUCAGCCAGGAACUGUUCCGUGGCAAUAAAACUGCCAGUACUGCCCAAAGGAGACCACUCCCUACAGCUGGCAAAUGUUCCUACUUAUCUCGUUCGAGAGAAAAUAAUGAGGCCUCUGCAAGACCUCUACAAAAUCAACAUCCUUGCAGAGUAUUAUAGAUUCAAACGGAGGAUGGUGGAGAGUCCCUUUGAAUAUCAUGCUCUGUUAGUGGGGACCAAGCAUCUUGUGACUUUUGAUGGAAAAAUUUAUGAUUUGGCAUCAAAGUGCAGUGUACUUCUUGCCAAGGAUUUUGUCCACAAUGCUUUCACUAUAAUACUAAGUGAGGAAACCAGUAACUCAAGAUCACUGUAUGUGGAGAUGAACCAGACUGUGAUCAGUAUCCACCCAAGACUGAAGAUCUCCAAGAUGUUCUCCUUUACAGAAGAGAACUGCCAAGUACUGGAUAAAUCACUUGAAAAGAAUACCACUAAUUCAAGGAGAGAAACCAACAAAAUAGAAAUAUCUAAUCAGAAAGGAGUUUCUCUAUCCUGUGACUUUCAGUAUGAUCUCUGUACUGUCACUCUGGCUGGGUGGCACCACGGUAUCUCAGCUGGGCUUUUUGGUACCAAUGAUAAUGAAGCUGGGAAUGAAUGGAUGCUUCCUAAUGGUUCCUUCACUGACAAUGUGCAAGAGUUCACACAGAGCUGGCAGGUGAACAAGUGCAGUCUUGUACCGAAGAAAGAGAAGUCAUGUCCAAUUACAGGCAAGCAAAACAUCUGCAAAGUGUUUUUUGAAGAACCACAUUCACUUCUUAGGAACUGCUUCAAAGUUGUGGACCCCGAGCCCUUCUACACCAUGUGUACACAGGACACCUGUGAGUCCCCAGCCCCGGGGGCUGCCUGCAGCUCAGCAGCAGCUUUUGUUCAUCUGUGCAACCGGAAUUUUGUCCCUGUGGAAAUCCCUCCACAGUGGUGA
Molecule: messenger RNA, 11172 nt
Organism: Manacus vitellinus (golden-collared manakin)
Lineage: Eukaryota; Metazoa; Chordata; Aves; Passeriformes; Pipridae
Gene: APOLTP
Exons: 69
Coding region: 1-11172 (3723 amino acids)
Biological process (GO): lipid transport
Molecular function (GO): lipid carrier activity
Source: RefSeq, a predicted model, not a curated record